This is a messenger RNA of Seriola aureovittata, 4733 nucleotides long. It is a transcript of the gene niban1a, whose product is annotated as niban apoptosis regulator 1a. The transcript has 14 exons. The record is from RefSeq and is a predicted model, not a curated record. The coding region runs from base 125 to 3052 and encodes 975 amino acids. NCBI's taxonomy places the organism in Eukaryota, Metazoa, Chordata, Actinopteri, Carangiformes, Carangidae.
CUUUUUUUUUUUGUUCUCACAUGACCCUUGGGGGCCGCCGUAGAUCACCUCGGCUACAGUGUGAUAUCAUCUGGUGUUUGUUAUCCAGGCUGGAGGAAGACAGGCACAGAGGAAGAGAUGGAAAAUGAGCUCAGGCCAGGCCGAGGCCGAGCUGAAUGAGUUCAGUCCGUACUACAGGAAGCAGUUCUCUGUGGCCCAGUUCUCUCAGGUGGAAGACGACCUGGAGCAGCACAAAGAGAAGAUCACGCAGCUGCUCAAACAGAGGGAGGCUCCUCAGGAGGCAGAGGUGCUGUACGAGGAGGGCGUCUUCUACUUUGACGACACCAGGAAGUGGAGGGAGAGGUACGUGGUGGUGAGAGCCAACUACUGCCUGGAGUGUCACGAGAGUCUGGAGAGUUUUGUUAAAGGAGUUCCUCCGCGCCACAAGCUGCUGCCUACAGGGGGCACUGUUCUGACCACAGAGGAGCGCUACAUGGCCAUGGUGGACCGCUGUUUUCCUGAUGAUACCAAUGUGAAGGAGGACUUUGCUCCUCCUCUGUCGGGGAUGCCAGGUCAGUUUCCAGUCUACCUGCGUCUGCCCUACAGGAGAGACUCCUACUUCUGCUUCAGGCAGCAGGCAAAGCAGGACGCCUUCCUCUCCAUCAUGUCAGACUGCAUCAGACACCAGAACCAAGACUUCCUGAAGAAGAAGACGUGCGAAGUUCAGGCCUUCCUCAAAGCCAUCCAGCUCUACAGGCAGGUCAAAGGCAAAUAUGAGGCCUGGGACAUGCUGAUAGGAAGCGAUGUCAGGGUGAUGGCCAACGUGGUGAUGGAGCAGCUGCUUCCCUCUCUGGAGAAAGACAUGCUGCCUCGUCUCAAAGCCAAGAAGACAGAGAAGAAGAGAGUCUGGUUCGCUACGGUGGAGGCGGCGUACAUCCUGAUCCAGGAGCAUCUGUUGGAGGGACUGUCGGCGCUGAAGGAGGAAUGUCGGACGUCGGUGCGGCAGCAAGAGGUGACGAUCCACUCCGACAUGGACCAGAUCCUCAACUCCAGACGGCAGCUGGAGGAAAAAGUCCGAGCCAAAGUGUCAGAGCCGGCGGAGAAGCUGUGCUCCGAGUCCGUCCAGCCGUACCUGGGCUCAGUCCUGGAGGAACUGAUGGAGCCGAUCAGUUCGGGUUUCCAUGAGGGACGCCAGCUGAGCGAGAACAUGAUGGACCAGGUGUGUCAGGACUUCCUGGUGGGAAGAGAGAACGAGCGACUGAAGAAGGCUCUCGCUGACAUGUCGAGACUGAACCUGCAGAGCUGCUACCAGAAGAUCGGCUCCCUGCAGGAGAAGCUGCAGCACCUGCAGGAGAGAUUUGCUUUCUCAAACAUCACAGGAGUGAUCCACAGCGCCCAGAUCGACCUGCAGCUGCUGAUGGAGAACGCAGCUUACACGUUUGAGCAGCUGCUGCACAAAGCCGUCCAGGACAACCCAGACAACGCCGGCUCUGCCAUCGAAAAGGCCAAACACAGAGUGCUCAAGCAAUAUGACUAUGACAGCAGCACAGUGAGGAAGAGGAUCUUCCAGGACGCUCUCGUUUCCAUCACACUGCCCUUCAUCAAGAGGAACCUGGCCCCCACCUGCAAAACUGAGCUUCAGGAUCUUGAACAGUCCAUCUACUCUGACCACUCUAACUUUAUCCACGUUGAGAACGUUUAUGAAGGCAUCCUCCUUCAAACUCUGGACAAGGAGGUCACCAAAGUGGUGAAGGAAGCGGCGAGCCUGAAGAAAUACAACCUGUUCACAGACAGCAGAGACCUGAUUAGCCAGUCCAGCCGCUCCAGCCUCUCCUCCCCGUCCGUCUCCACUCCGGGCAGUCCUGCCAUGGCGCUUGCCUCCCCGUCUAAAACUUCCUUUGAGCCCCAGCCCCCCUCUCCUCUUGUGGUGAAUGGUCUGUCUUCAAGCCCCCUAAAGGGAGAGCAGCAGGAGAAAGAGAACGGCGUGCUGCCAGGUGAAUCCUCAGCGGACAUGACAGUGAUUGAGACGCCUCUGGGGAAAGUUGAACAAAAAGAGAUUGAUCAGAGCGUCGCUGUCAGCGAGGAAGAGGAGAUACCUGCACCCGUAGCAGAAGAGGUCAUCCAAACUGUGAAGGCAGAAGAAGACGCCACUGUUGCACUUGAGGCGGCAGCUUUAAUAGACACACCCACUGCGAAUGGGACACAAGAAGUUAACGUAGCAGCCGCCCCAGAGACUGUGACCCAAGAGGAAGUGAUUUCUGUCAAGACAGAGAAAGUUGAAUUGGCUGCUGAGCCGGAGACGCAGAGCACAGAUGCUCUAAAAGAAGCAGAAGUAGCUUUGGAAGAAGUUCCCACUGUUGUAGAAAGUUUAAAGACAGAUGCAAAAGAAGCUGCUGAACAAACAGAAGCUCCUGAACCAAGUCCUGAUCCUUCAAAUGAAGCAGUCCCAGCUUCAGCAGUGGAGACUAGUUCCCAGCCAGUAACCAGCAGUGAUGAAGACAGACAGUGCGAGAGCUCAGAAGUCAAGUCAGAGGCGCCCUCUGGUGGUGAAGCCCCUGUAGUAACAUCUGGAGAUGUCGGCCUGGACUUGGAGGGAAACAAAGCAGAGCCAGUUCCUGUCUCAGAUCCUAAUCCUCUGGAUGUGUCAGGAGGAAGUGAGUCACAUGCGUCAGAUGUGGAGUCCACAGAGGAAGUCAAGGUCACACAGAGCAGCCAGGAUGAAGUCUCAACAACCUCUGAUGUCUUGGAAGACGAGGCCAUCGUCAGCAAAUCACCCGUGAGCUCAGAAGACGCACCUGAGGACAAAAGCACAAGCAGCGAGCCGUCUCCUCAGACCCAAAAAGAGGACGACACGAGCUGCGAUGUCAGCGUGGGCGGGGACAUGGAAGCAGGAGCGAGUGUAAACGUGGAGGCAACCUCUCCGUCUCCUGGGCCCGACAAAGAGGAAACCCCGUCCAGCCCUGAGGCCCGGCCACAAGACUGCAUCAAGGACAUCCGAGACCUGGUGGUGGAGGUGAUUGAGGUGGAGGAGCUGAUGCAGCAUUACCCAAGUGGAGUUCCUAAAGACGAAUGAAGCAUCACAACCAAUCACAACAGCGUGACAAGAGGACAUGUGGGCCAAGUGUUGAUUCAUCAGCGCGAGGGACAAAAUAAUUCAUUCAAUUUCUUUGGUCUGCUGAAAGAUGUAACAGUAGCUUCCAUUUCUGUGAUAAAACGAGGACACUUCCUGUCUGAGCAGAAACAGGAACUUUCUCAAACACUUCCAUGAAUUUUUAACACAUAUGCAUGAAAUGACAUUAAAUUAUUUAUACAAAUUAAUAUCAUUUACACAAAUCAUUACAUCAGCUGUGUCAGGUAUAGAAAACCAACAGAUCUGUUUCACUCAGUAACUUUGAAGACUUUUUUUUUUUAAACAAUUAAUUUAGCACCAAAUUCUUUUAGAAAACUUAGAUUUAAAACUAUUAUAUGACAGAAGAUUGUGAAUAACUUUCUGGUGUGGUAGAUUAUGAAUCUAUUUUAAAGGAACAGUUGGACACAUUGUAAAAUUUGCUUACACGCUUUCUUUCUGAACGAGGGAUGUGAAGAUGGAUAGGAUAUCUUGAGACAGGGUGUGGUCAGCCUAGUGAAGCAUAGCUCAGCAGGGGAAAGCAGGUAGCCUGGCUCUGUCUAGAGUAAAAAAAAUACACAUACCAAACUCUAAAGCUAAUUAACAUGAUAUAUUUUGUUUAUUGAAUCUGCAGAUUUGAUUAAUUACAAGUAAAAAUCCUGCUUUAUUAGCAGUCUAAUGUACUUAAAGUAUCAGAAGUAAAAGUACACCUUUUGAUUAGUACUCAUCACGUAAAUAUUCCCUAACUCAAACUAUUUUAUAUACAUAUGUGUGUAUGUAUGUAAAUGUGUAUGCACACACACACACACACAUAUACAUAGAUAACAUGCUAAUUAGUCAUCAGAGGUGUUGGUAGAUGUUUUUGGACAUCAGACUUAACUGGGCUAGCUGCUACUAGCUACUUCCAGUCUUUAUGCUAAGCUAGGCUAACCCUGUCCUGAUUCCAGCUCUGUAUUUGACACACAGACAUAAGACUGAUCCAUCCCUCAGAAAGAAAGCAAAUAAACAUAAUUCCCACAAAGUCAAACGAUUCUUCUAAACAGAUAUGUCAGAAUUUAAUUUUCAAUUCAUUUUGAAAUCAUCAGUGAGAUUUAGAUUGUUUAAAAACCACUAUACAGAUGUUUUAACGUAUUAGAUCACAUGAUCUAGAUCAGUAACACUGCCGAAUUCACACUAAAGCUGAACUUUAGCCACAUCAUUUUCUCCUUAAUGUGAUUUUUUUGACCUACUGAGGGAUUUUUUUUUUUGAGCUACCAAAAAAAAAAAAACCUAAUUUAAGUGCCUUUCUGGUACCUCCAUGUCCUCACGUGCCUUAGAUCUCAUGAGGAAGGAAGCCAGCCUCCGUCACGUCGGAGAGACUGGUCCGAGUCUGAACUCCUGUGCCUUUUACCUGUUCAGAGCAUCUUGUACAGACCGGGUUAGUAAUUUACAGUUUGAGUACAGGGAGGAACAUUUGACCAUAAACUGUCCACGAGAUGAAUGUUGGUUAAUGGAAACAAUGUGGAAAUAUUAUUAAUAAAAUAAGAGUCUAUAAACAAACAGCUCUCAAAUUACUUUUGUGUGAACUCUCUACUCUCUGGUUUGAACUCUGGGGAAAGCGGCACAAAAAACAAAUGGUUUUAUUUGCCAAUAAAACAAAUGCACCAUG